Molecule: messenger RNA, 5419 nt
Organism: Platichthys flesus (European flounder)
Lineage: Eukaryota; Metazoa; Chordata; Actinopteri; Pleuronectiformes; Pleuronectidae
Gene: thsd7ab
Product: thrombospondin, type I, domain containing 7Ab
Biological process (GO): cell adhesion
Cellular component (GO): extracellular matrix
Source: RefSeq, a predicted model, not a curated record
CAGCACCGGCAACAGUGGGAGCGGAGACGAUGGAGGAGGACGAGCCGACCGUCCGUCUGCAGCUCAGCCCCCGACUCUGACGGCCCCCCCCCACGGGACCAUCCUGCCCAGUCGGGAGCACAACUGGGAAACAACAACUUUCUCUGUCCUUCACGAGACCAAGCACUGGACCUGAACUCCUGCAGGACUGAUAACACACACAUCUCUCUCCCUCUCUCACCCUCACUCACACCCUCUCUCUCAGCACACUUCACUACUCGCUGCCUUUUUUUGGGACUAGUGUGAUUUAUCUUUUUGUUGUUGUUGUUGUUGUUUGCUUUUUUUUAUUUUUUAUUUUUCACUGCCUUUGCUGACCUUCUCAGCCGAGUGGAUUUUACUUUUAUCCUGUGGCGGACCAUGGGGCUGGGGUGGAGGGGUGCAGCAGGGACCCUCCGGAGAAGGACAGAGGGGAGCAGGUACCUUCUGGUGACAUUGCUGCUGCUGCUCUGUGGUUUCUGGGAGGCUCACACACAGACAGAUGAUGGGAAGUCCGUCUACUUCUGGGAAACAGGUCCGUGGGGAAGGUGCAUGGGCAGUGACUGUGGCCCAGGUGGCAGCCAAAGCCGGGCAGUGUGGUGCGCCCAUGUGGACGGCUGGACGACGCUUCACACCAACUGUGACCAGGGCGAGCGUCCCUCCAACCAGAGGAACUGUUUCCGUGUGUGCGACUGGCACAAGGACCUCUAUGACUGGAAACUAGGUGCCUGGAACGAGUGUGCACCAGUGUCGGCACGGACCUUUGGGGCCGCUCGGCCGUUCACGUGCAGUGGAGGUGAAGAGGGCAUUCAGACGCGGGAGGUGAACUGUUUACUCAAGUUAGAUGGCACUCCGGCUGAGGAUUGCAUCUGUGAUUACUUUGAGCCCAUGCCUCGCCUGGAACAGGCCUGUUUGAUCCCUUGCCCCCAGGAUUGUGUGGUUUCUGAGUAUUCGCCAUGGACGUCCUGCUCCAAAACGUGUGGAACAGGCCUCAGGAACCGGGUCCGCAGCGUCCUGGUCCCUCCACUUUUUGGAGGCUCUGUGUGCCCCAACCUAACUGAGUUCCAGUCCUGUAAACCGGGGCCUUGCACAGGUCCAGAGGGCAUGUACAGCCUGAGGAUCGGAGCCUGGAGCCCUUGUUCCCUCCCCCAGGCACGGACAGCACGACAAGCCAAGCGCAGGAAAGGUAAAGGCGAGGGGCUCAGGGACCGGCCGGGAGUCAAAGAUCCCGAGACCAGGGAGCUUAUCCAGAAGAAACGGACCAGGAACCGACUGAACCGCCAGGAGAGCCCGUUCUGGGACAUCCAGGUGGGCUACCAGACCCGGGACGUGAUCUGCAUCCACAGGAACGGGAGCGCUGCCGGACGCAGCCUCUGUACGAUGAGGGACCUGCCGCUGACCGUCCAGUCCUGUGUCCUCCCUAAAGACUGCCAGCUGACCGACUGGACCGACUGGGGCCCUUGCUCCAAAGCCUGCGUGGACCCCGUGUUCCCCAGAGGAAACCGCACCCGGAGCCGACAGGUGCUCCAGUUCCCGGUGGGCGAGGGGGCGGACUGCCCACAGGUGGAGGAGCUGGAGUCUUGUGAACCUCAAGGGGACGGCGUGCCGCCCUGUGCCACUUACACCUGGAGGAGCACGGAGUGGAGCGACUGCCGGGUGGACGUGCUGCUGAGCCAACAGGACCGGCGACGCAACAACGCCACGGAGCUGUGUGGGGGGGGCCUGCAGACCAGAGAGGUUUACUGUGUGGAGGCCAAUGCUGAGCUCCUGAAGUAUCUCAACGACCUCAGGGAAAAAGACAAAGCGGGUCAGACCCAAAGACAGCAGAAGCCUAGUGUCCCCCCUCUCCUCUCCAUCAGCUUCCAGAUUACAGCCUCUCGCCCGGUGGAGAACAGACUGUGCGAGGGGCCGAUCCCCAACAGGUCGCAGCUUUGCCAAAUCCCCUGUCCCAUCGAGUGUGAGGUGUCGCCGUGGGGCGCCUGGGGGCCGUGCACCUUCGAGAACUGUGACGAUCAGGCCGGGAAGAAAGGUUUUAAACUGAGGAAGCGACGAAUCACCAACGAGCCGACGGGCGGGCCGGGGAACUGCCCUCACCUGGUGGAGGCGGUGCCGUGUGACGAGCCCAGUUGUUACGAGUGGAAGCUGCUCAGCCUGGACCAGUGUGUCCCAGGGGACCAGAAGAAGUGUGGCCCCGGCUCCCAGCUCCCACAGAUCCAGUGCGUCAACAGCAACGGGGAGGUGGGGGACGCAAACCUGUGCUCGUCCUCCCCGGCUCCCGAGCCCGUGCCCUGCGAGGUGCCUUGCUCCAGGGACUGUGUGCUCAGCGACUGGACGCCCUGGUCCACCUGCUCCCAGACCUGCUCCAGUAAGACCAUCGAGGGGAAGCAGAUGAGGAUCCGCUCCAUCCUGGCGUACAACGCCGGCGAAGGCGGGGCCAUGUGUCCUAACAGCAGCUCCCUGCAGGAGGUGCGUAACUGCAACGAGCACGCCUGCACGGUUUACCACUGGUCCACCGGAGCGUGGGGACUUUGUUCUGAAGACCCCUCGUCCACGUCCCUCAACACGUCCACGAGCGGCCGCGCUGCCGGCAGCCCCCAGGGUCUCUGCUCCACGGGACUGCAGACUCGCAAGGUCAUGUGUGUGCGGGUCAAUGUGGGACAGGUGCCUCCUAAGAAGUGUCCAGACGGCCCUCGCCCCGGCACAGUGCGACCGUGUCAGCUGCCCUGCAGGAAGGAUUGCAUCGUGACCCCGUUCAGCGACUGGACGCCGUGUCCGGUCACCUGCGACGAAGCUGGUAACCCUGUGAAGAGCAAGCAGUGGAGGAAGCGUCUCGUCAUCCAGCUGCCGUCCAACGGGGGACAGGAGUGUCCAGAGCCGCUGGAGGAGGAGAAGGACUGUGAGGUCCCCAAAGUCUGUCCAGGUUUCAGGUGGAAAACCCACAAAUGGAGGAAGUGCCAGCUGGUGCCGUGGUUCCUCCGACAGGAGAGUCCCACAGCGCAGGAGAGCUGUGGACCCGGACUUCAAACCAGAGCCGUGUCCUGUCGCCAGCUGGACGGAACGCAGGCCGACAUCGGCGAGUGUCUGAGGUACGCCAAGGCCAUGCCAGUCAUCACUCAGCCCUGUCAGCUUCCCUGCCAGGACGACUGCCAGCUGACCAACUGGUCCAAGUUCUCCUCCUGCACAGCGGACUGCGUCGGCGUCCGCACCCGGAAGAGGGCGUUGAUAGGGAGGAGCAAGAAAAAAGACAAGUGCAAGAACACGCAGAUGUAUCCGCUGAGCGAGACCCAGUACUGUCCCUGCGACAAGUACAACGCCCAGCCGGUGGGGAACUGGUCGGACUGCAUCCUGCCCGAGGGGGGCAGAGUGGAGAGCGUCCUGGGACUGAAGGUCCAGGGAGACAUCAAGGAGUGUGGACAAGGCUACCGCUACCAGGCCAUGGUGUGCUACGACCAGGACAGCAGGCUGGUGGAGACCCUGCGCUGCAACAGUCAUGGUUACAUCGAGGAGGCGUGCAUCAUCCCCUGUCCUUCAGACUGUAAACUCAGUGAAUGGUCCAACUGGUCGCGCUGCAGCAAGUCCUGCGGCAGCGGCGUCAAGGUUCGCUCCAAGUGGCUCCGAGAGAAACCGUACAAUGGCGGGCGGCCAUGUCCCAAACUCGACCACCUCAACCAGGUUCCUCUCUCCGCUCAGGUUUACGAGGUGGUUCCAUGUCAGAGCGACUGUAACCAGUACGUGUGGCUGGCCGAGCCCUGGAGCGUGUGGAAGGUCAGCAACGUGGACCUGAAGGAGAACUGUGGCGAGGGCGUCCAGACCAGAAAAGUCAGGUGCAUGCUGAACACCAUCGACGGGCCCUCGGAGUCGGUGGAGGACUACCUCUGUGACCCGGAGGAGAUGCCCCUGGGGGCCAGGGAGAGCCGGCUGCCCUGCCCCGAGGACUGCGUUCUCAACGACUGGGGGCCCUGGAGCCGCUGCAGCCUGCCGUGUACUCGAACCAACAGCCGGAUUCGCACAGCGUACCCAAUCCGGUCUCCCAGUGUGGGGAGGCAGUGUCCGGACACGACCGAUAAGGAGCCCUGCGGCCUGAACCUCAACUGCUUCAACUACUUCUACAACAUCACAGACUGGAGCACGUGUCAGCUGAGUCAGAACGCCGUGUGCGGGAGCGGCAUCAAGACCCGGAUGCUCGACUGUGUUCGGAGCGACGGCAAAUCUGUGGACAUCAAAUUCUGCGAGGAGUUGAAUCUGGAGAAGAAGUGGCAGAUGAACAUCUCCUGUGUGGUUGAGUGUCCCGUCAACUGCCAGCUGUCGGAGUGGUCGCCCUGGUCAGACUGUUCCCAGACCUGCGGACUGGAGGGGAAGAUGUGGCGGCAGCGCUCGGUGGUCCAGGCGUCUCAGGGCGACGGCCGGCCGUGUCCUUCUCAGAUGGAGCAGUGGAAGCCCUGUCCCGUCCGGCCCUGCUACCGCUGGCAGUACAGCCCCUGGUCUGAGUGUCGGGUGGAGAGUGUGGUGUGCGGACACGGCACACGCUACAGGAACCUGUCCUGCUUCGUGUCGGACGGCUCCAUGGACAGCGAGGGCGAGGGCAGCCUGGUGGACGAGGAGCUGUGCAGCAGCCUGGAGCUCGCCGUGGACGGAGACAAGCAGAUCACACUGAAGGAAGCCUGCACCCUCCCCUGCCCAGGUGAGUGUUACCUGAUGGAGUGGUCGGACUGGAGCUCGUGUGUGAGCAUCUGCGUCAGAGAUGCGGCCGUGGACUUUGGCUCGGUGCAGGUCCGCUCGCGAGCCGUUCUGGCCCAGGAGCCCGAGAACCUGCAGCUGUGCCCGGACCAGGCGUGGGAGUCGCAGCCCUGCAGCGGGGGCGAAUGUUACGAGUACAAGUGGCUCAGCAGCGUCCGUGCUAACUCCACCCGCCCGCUGAUCUGGUGUCAGCGCUCGGAUGGACUCAGCGUCACCGGAGGUUGUCCUCCUGUGAACCCUCCGACGACCAAUGGCUCCUGCGACCCCCCCUGUCUCCUGCCCAGGUCCUUCUGCAGCGAGCAGCUACUGUGCCACGGUGCAUCGCUCUCUUAAGGCCCAGGAGUCAAACGCCAACGGGACGGCGGUGUGGGUGGGCCACAAUGCACAUGAGAUGAUUUACACCUGUCCCGAUUGCCAAGAGCCGGCACCGAGCAGCAGCAGCUCGUGAGGAUGUGGAGGGUUCCUGCAGUCCCCCCCCCCCACAUCCUGCAGCCCCUGACCUUUGACCUCUCCGAAGGGUGUCACAUGUCCUGCCUGACUCGCUGAGUGAAGGUGCAGCAAAAAGCCAAAGAGGCCUCAGAGACAGAGGCAACAAAACAACCGACUAAAACCUCUGACUCUCGCCUACGACGGGGACACGGACAUGUAGCUGCCCCCCCCAACCCCC